AGUUACUGAGGUUGAUAGACAAGCUAAAGCUCAUAAGAUUGCAGAUCCACAGCAACACAGUUCUCCUAAUAACAGACUAGUUCACAUAAGUGUUUUAUUGGACACACGAAGAAAUGUUGGGUGAUGGACAGGCUGGUGCCAAGAGCUUCAUCAUUUGUGGAGCGAUAGUUCACAGUACGGAGCCUUCCCAUGUCACCAUCCUGGAGGACGGCUUCGUCGCAGUGUGCGAUGGCAAGGUGGCGGCGGUGGGCGGCCGGCCGCAGCUCCCAGAGGCCCGGGCCCGGCUGGCGGUGCCCGAGGACCGCCUGGUGGCCCUGGCGCCGGGCCAGUUCCUCUGCCCCGGCCUGGUGGACACCCACAUCCACCCGCAGCAGUACCUGAACCUGGGGCUGGGGCUGGACCGGCCGCUGCUCGAGUGGCUGGACACCUACACCUUCCCCCUGGAGGACAAGUUCUCAGACGAGGCCUUCGCCCGCCGCGUGUGGGCCGCCGUCGUGAGGUGCACGCUGGCUCACGGCACCACGACGGCGUGCUACUUCGCGACGGUGCACGGGCGCAGCACGCUGGCGCUGGCGGAGACAGUGCGCGACCUGGGCCAGCGCGCCGUCGUGGGCAAGGUCAGCAUGGACCGGAACUGCCCCGCCUACCUGCGCGAGGCCACGGAGCGGUCCCUGAGCGACACCGCGGGCUUCCUGCUGGCCGUCGCCGCCCUCAAGUGUGACCGGGUGCAGCCGGCCAUAACGCCCAGGUUUGCCAUCACGUGCAGCGAGCCCCUGAUGAGAGGGUUGGCAGACUUGGCCGACAAGCACAACACACUCAUUCAGACGCACAUAUCGGAGAACCAGGAGGAGGUGAAGUCUGUGCUGUCGCUGUUCCCCGAGGCCAAGAACUACACGGACGUGUACCUCGCCGCGGGGCUGCUGGGCCCGAAGACGGUGCUGGCCCACGGGGUGCACCUGGCCGACGAGGAGCUGGGCGUGCUGGCGGAGCGCGGCUGCUCCGUGGCGCACUGCCCCAACUCCAACACGGCCCUGCGCAGCGGCCAGUGCGACGUGCGACGCCUGCUGGCCGCCGGCAUCAGCGUGGGCCUCGGCACCGACGUGUCGGGGGGCUUCAGCCCGUCCAUGGUGAACGCCAUGCAGUCGGCCGUGUCCGUGUCCACCCACCUGUCCUUCCGCGACGGCCAGCGCCACGCGCCGCUCAACUACCAGGAGGUGUUCCACCUCGCCACCCUGGGCGGCGCCACAGCGCUGUCGCUGGGGGACAGGACGGGCAACUUCGCGCUGGGCAAGGACUUCGACGCGCUGGUGGUGGACAUGUCCGCGACGGGCUCCGGGGCGGAGGUGGUCUCCACCUACACCACGGCCGAGCUGCUGCAGAAGUUCAUCUUCGUGGGCGGCGACCGCAACGUGAGGAGGGUGUACGUGGCGGGCAGGGUCGUCAAGGACACUGCGGCGUGAGCCCCUGCAUGUUGCUCUCCAUCGCCCGGCCAACACUCUUGUACUCUUGUAAACCCCUGCAGAUACCCCCUGUAGGUAGGCGUGUACGAUGUGGGCGAUACGACACAUCUUAGUAACGCAUGUACACACACUUUUCAACGGAGGGCACAAAAAUGGUGUACGAUGCGGGAAAGUGUAUGAAAAGGGAAUGGGAAUAAUUAAUUUUAUUUUUUUCAAUUUAGCAUACCAGCACAAUGUCAAGUUUAAACUUCCGCUUUGUAAAAACGUAUGAAACGGGAAAUUAAUGAUUUUAUAAGUGUACGUUCCGGGAAAGUAAAUCAUUGUAAAUAUAGUACUUUCGGCGGGACCGAAAUUAAUCGGCGUAUGACACGGGAAAAUGUAUGAUUCGGGAACGUAUCAUCGAGGUUCUACUGUGCAAUGAAAUGAUCAGUGGCAGUUAUUCACUGUGCACUGCGAUUAACACGUCCAAGAUUAGCUCAAUAUGCUAGACUAUUUCACACUUUUUUUCUUGUUUGCAUAUAUGCUAUGUGGUUAGAUUUCUUGAACUUGUUCUUUUCAGUCAUAAAUUAAAAAAGAAAAAUACAUCUCGGAAUAGUUUAGCAGGUGUAUCUGAGCUAAAAGAAAGUUUCAGCCUGUAUAGUUCUUCAAGUGUUAAGGAAUUUACGUGAAGUUAAAGACAAAUAUUUUAGGUUAGUGAGAUGAAUUGGUGUCUACACUAUAUAUAUAUAUGAAGUUCUUUCUUUAAUCUGUUUUAAAGGAAAACUUGACUAAAUUGUAUUUUUCACAAAAAAAUGAGAGCUGUACAAUGUUCUGACUAGGGGGAAGAGGUUGAGGUAAGAAAGGUGUGGGCUCGCUGUGUUGUGUCUGGUCUCAGCUGAUGCCGAUAAGCGAUGACAUUAAGAUAAGUCCGACAAGCAUUGCUUUUGUUUUGUGUUAUGAAGUGAUAUUUUGCGUGUGUAAUAUAAAGUUUCCAUUACGUAUUA
Bacillus rossius redtenbacheri is the source of this 2443-nucleotide messenger RNA. It is a transcript of the gene DhpD, whose product is annotated as guanine deaminase. Bases 114 to 1460 code for a protein of 448 amino acids. Gene Ontology annotation, molecular function: guanine deaminase activity; zinc ion binding. NCBI's taxonomy places the organism in Eukaryota, Metazoa, Arthropoda, Insecta, Phasmatodea, Bacillidae. The transcript is spliced from 10 exons. The record is from RefSeq and is a predicted model, not a curated record. Gene Ontology annotation, biological process: guanine catabolic process. Gene Ontology annotation, cellular component: cytosol.